AGAUGCAGGGCUCCAAGGCCUGGGGCCAGAGCCGCCUUCCCUUGUAACGGUGACCUCCGGGAGCUCACAUCCAGGAAGCUGUUACAUUGCAGUAGAGUCUUCUGGGAUGAAAUAUGAGGGGCUGGGAGACGGGUGUCUGGGGGCCAGAAUGAUGAACCACACCACCAGCGAGUAUUAUGACUAUGAGUAUGACCAUGAACACUACAGUGACCUUCCGGACGUGCCCGUAGACUGCCCAGCUGGCACCUGCUUCACUAGUGAUGUCUACCUGAUAGUCCUGCUUGUGCUGUAUGCAGCCGUCUUCCUGGUGGGUGUGCCAGGCAACACCCUGGUGGCGUGGGUGACCUGGAAAGAGUCCCGCCACAGGCUUGGGGCCUCUUGGUUCCUGCACCUGACCAUGGCCGACUUGCUUUGUUGUGUGUCUCUGCCCUUCCUGGCUGUGCCCAUCGCCCAAAAGGGCCACUGGCCAUACGGGGCGGCAGGCUGCUGGCUGUUGUCCUCCAUCACCAUUCUGUCUAUGUAUGCCAGUGUGCUGCUCCUGACCGGCCUCAGCGGAGACCUCUUCCUACUGGCUUUCAGGCCCUCCUGGAAGGGUGCAGAUCAUCGAACAUUUGGGGUGCGUGUGGUCCAGGCCUCCUCCUGGAUGCUGGGCCUCUUGCUGACUGUGCCUUCUGCUGUCUACCGUAGGCUGCUUCAGGAGCACUAUCCUCCCCGACUUGUGUGUGGCAUAGACUAUGGGGGAUCGGUCAGCGCCGAGGUUGCCAUCACCACUGUUCGAUUCCUCUUUGGCUUCCUGGGGCCAUUGGUGUUCAUGGCCGGUUGUCACGGCAUCCUCCAACGGCAGAUGGCCCGCCGCCAUUGGCCCCUGGGCACAGCUGUCGUGGUGGGGUUUUUCAUUUGCUGGACCCCUUAUCACGUCCUGCGGGUAAUCAUUGCAGCGGCUCCUCCGCACUCCUUGCUCCUCGCCCGGGUCCUGGAGGCGGAGCCUCUGUUUAAUGGCCUGGCCCUGGCUCACAGUGCUCUCAAUCCCAUAAUGUUUUUGUAUUUCGGAAGAAAACAACUCUGCAAGUCACUCCAGGCUGCAUGCCACUGGGCCCUGAGGGAUCCACAGGAUGAGGAAAGUGCGGUGACCAAGGUAUCCAUAUCCACCAGCCACGAAAUGGUGUCUGAGAUGCCGGUGUAGGCAAGAGGGCUUUGGAUUUCCUAGGCCAUCGCACAACUGUGCAGCUUCAAGCAUAGCUGGAUGCAGGAGCUCGGAGAUGGCUUUUGUUCUUCAUUCAAUAUUCAUUGUGCACUUGCUCGUUCAAAACCCUGAUAUAAAGGUCCCGGGCUGACAGUGGCUGGAGCCAAUUCCUUCCCCAGGAGUUAGCAGUUUACACAAGAAGACGUAUAGGAAACACUUGACGGGAUAUGGACUAUGUCAAGGUUGAGAUGUUCCAUAGAACCCAAAGAGGGUGCUGGGGAGACUGCUCGAGUGCCUGCUGUACAAACCAGGACCUGAGUUUGAGCCCCACCACCUUCACAGAGCUGUGUAUGGUGAUUCACCUCUAACCCCAGCACUGAGGGAAUAGGUGGAUCCAAGGGGUUCUCUGGACAAGUGGUCUAGCCCAAUCAACAAACCCCUGUCUCAAGAAAUAGAGUGGAGCCAGGCACGGUGGUGAUAACUUUAAUUACAGCAUUUGGGAGGUAGAGCCAGGCUAGCCUGAUCUACAUAGUGAGAUCAGGCUAGCCUGAUCUACGUAGUGAGGUCCAGAUGGAGAUUUGGGAGGUCGAGCCAGGCUAGCCUGAUCUACAUAGUGAGAUCCAGGUGGAGAGUAGCAGAUGAAGACAUCCAGUCUUAACCUUAGGGACACACACACACACACACACACACACACACACACACACACACUACACAGGGUUGGACAGCCUAGGUCAGGUAGGCUAGCACCCUGAACAACGGGUAAUGACUGAGCCAAAACCUGACUAAUGGACCUGAGCAUCCAUGCUUAAAUCUGGGGAACUAUUCCAAGCAGACAGAGCAAACACAAAGGCCUUGCUCUGGGGUAUCUCUUCCAAGAAGCCUUCCCUGACUUGCAUCCCUCCCAGAAACAAGGGUUCUUCCUAUCUUGCAAUCUCUUCAACACAAAUGCCCAGAUAAAUCCUAAGUCCCCUAAGAGUGAGAGAGGAACUCACUCUAUCUUUUAUAUUUUGGUAUUACAUUUAAUUAUUUAUUGCCUGUGUCGGAAAGCAUGGAGGGAGUAGGGGUGGGGUGGGACGAUGGUUAGAGGACAACUCUUUCCAUCAUAUGGGUCCUUGGGAUCGAACUCAGGGUGUCAGGCUUGGUUGUAAGCACCUUUACUGGCGGAGCCAUCUCACCAGCCCCAAACUCCUCCGUCUUGUCUCUUUCUCCCCUCCUCUGUCUUAGAAAGUACUGCAUUUCCUCUGUCCACACUCUGAUUGUUUUCAACUGCUCAGUGGGCCUGUUUGUGUUGCUGGUGUCUUUUUUGUUAUUUUCGAGGAUCUUUAAACUAUUUUAUUUUAUUUUUUUUUAAAAAUCAUACAGGUAUAUGCUGUACAUUGAGUAGAUCCCCACCUUACUCCAGGUUUGCAGAACUUUAACGCCUAUGGCAUACUGUGUCCAGCCAACUCUCCCCCACAGAUCCCUAGGGCCUGGCUUUGGUCUUGGUUUUCUUUUUUGAUUUUUUUUUUUUUUUUUUUUUUUGAGAUAGGGUCUCAUAGAGCCCAGGAUGGUUUUGAACUCACUAUGAAGGGGGUGACCUUCAUCAUCCCCUGAAUGCUGGGAUUAUAGUCUGUAUCACCACACGUUAGUUUAUGGGGUGCUGGUGAUCAACCUCAGGGCUUCAUGCAUGCUAGGCACAUGCUCUAUCAAUUGAGCGACAUCUGGAUUUCCUCACAGGGGGACUCUAGGAAGCUGUCCUGUUACUGAGCUCCACCCCAAACCCUCCUUGAACAAUGUAUACAUCUGUCUGUCUGAAAAGUUCAAAAAAGUUUUGGUUAAUUUACUGGACCAGAGAGCCUCUUCAGAAGGUCUUUUAAAUUUUUUCUUUCUUUCUUUUUUUUUUUUUUUUGGUUUUUUGAGACAGGGUUUCUCUGUGUAGCCCUGGCUGUCCUGGAACUCACUUUGUAGACCAGGCUGGCCUCGAACUCAGAAAUCCACCUGCCUCUGCCUCCCGAGCGUUGGGAUUAAAGGCGUGCGCCACCAUUGCCUGGCAAAAAUUUCUUUUUGAAAGUACACUUUGGUGUUGUAUGAAAGGAGAGGUUAGCACUCCCCCUUGACAAGGAUGGAAGAGGCCUUGGGCCUAACAACACACAUACGGUUAAGGCAUUGCCUAUUACCUAUUUCGUGGCAUCUAACAAAAUAAAAGAAAAAACAAAAACAACAAAAAAAAAAAGAAGAAAAGGAAAGUACACUUUGAGAGUUUCUAUUUAAUUCUUUAGUCUUAAAACAAUGAAGGAGAAAUUUCAUGAGAUCUUCCAAAUGUAUUUUCUGUGUAACUAUACAUAAAAUCUCUUGAUG
This is a messenger RNA of Mus musculus (house mouse), 3520 nucleotides long. It is a transcript of the gene C5ar2, whose product is annotated as complement component 5a receptor 2. Bases 149 to 1183 code for a protein of 344 amino acids. The record is from RefSeq and is marked validated. The transcript has 2 exons. Gene Ontology annotation, biological process: chemotaxis; G protein-coupled receptor signaling pathway; complement component C5a signaling pathway. NCBI's taxonomy places the organism in Eukaryota, Metazoa, Chordata, Mammalia, Rodentia, Muridae. Gene Ontology annotation, molecular function: complement receptor activity; G protein-coupled receptor activity. Gene Ontology annotation, cellular component: plasma membrane; membrane.